CGUAUUUCCUGGAGCCCUUAUAUCUCGUGCCACUGGGUCUCUGUAUACAUUUCUGUUUCUCCCUCCUCACGGCUUCGAGUCGCUCUAUAACAUACGACAAUGUCACUGAUAAAGAAAUCCAUCAAGGUACUACAGGUGCCGACAGAGCCCGGUCUCACGACGGCGGAGUUGAUGUUAACAAAUGAUGAUCUAAGGCCAGUCGAACCCGAGCGUCGCCAAUGGAGAUGGCUGAACUUCGUAGCGUUCUGGAUUGCCGAUUCGUUGAAUGUUAACACGUGGAUGAUCACCUCGUCCAUGAUUGUGGAUGGACUCUCCUGGUGGCAGGCCUGGCUCUGCGUCUGGGUCGGCUAUACAAUAUCGGGUAUCUUUGUGAUUGCCAUGGGCCGUAUUGCAACCAUCUACCACAUUCCAUUCGCAGUAGCCAACCGAGCAUCCUUUGGCAUAUGGGGUUCCUUUUGGCCGAUUCUAAAUCGCGCGGCCAUGGCGGUCAUUUGGUAUGGCGUGCAGGUAUGUUAUGUGAUUCUUUUCUUUUGCUCGAUGAUGACGAACUUUGGUGUAGGGCAAUGUGUGACUUUGAUGAUCCAGGCCAUUUGGCCCAGCUACGUUAACAUCCCAAAUCACAUCCCGGCCAGUGCAGGCGUCACCACCAUGGAGUUCACCAGCUUCUUUCUGUUCUGGCUGGGGUCACUGCCCGCCCUUUGGUUUCCGAUCUAUAAGAUCCGACACCUCUUUACGGUGAAAGCUUACUUUUCACCUGCCUGCGCGAUCGCGUUCUUCGUGUGGGCGAUUGUGCGUGCUCAUGGCAUGGGCCCUAUCAUCCAUCAGCCCAAUACUGCGCAAGGGAGCGUGUUGGCAUGGGCUUUCGUGAAGAGCAUUAUGAACUGCAUUGCCAAUUUCGCCGCUUUGAUUAUCAAUAACCCUGACUUUAGCCGAUAUGCACGCCAGCCGAAGGAUGCGGUAUGGCCACAAUUGAUCACGAUCCCAGUCGGCUUUGCCGUGACGUCGUUUAUUGGGAUCGUGGUCACUUCAUCCUCAUCAGUGAUCUUUGGCCAAGCAGUCUGGAAUCCUCUCACUCUGCUCGGGAUGUUCUUGGAGAACGCCAGUUCGGCAGAACGGUUCGGGGUGUUUGUCAUCGCCGCGGGCUUCGCGUUGGCUCAACUAGGAACGAACAUUGCAGCCAACUCUGUAUCGGCUGGAACAAACCUCUCGGCCUUACUCCCUCGGUUUUGCACCAUUCGCCGAGGGGCCUAUGUGUGUGCCGCUAUUGGUCUCGCUAUGUGCCCGUGGAAUUUGGUAGCUUCCUCUAACAAAUUCACAGUCUACUUGUCAUCGUAUUCGGUAUUUCUCUCGUCGAUCGCCGGGGUCAUGGUCAGCGACUACUACCUGGUCCGGCGAGGCUACCUUGACAUCCAAGCGCUAUAUAGCGCCGAAAGGCACGGCCCUUACUAUGGAACCUGUGGUAUCUCCUGGAGGGGCUAUACGGCUUACAUAUGCGGCAUCCUGAUCAAUAUCGUUGGGUUUGCUGGCGCCGUUGGCGCAAAAGUACCGGUGGCGGCGGAAUAUAUCUACAACAUCAAUUAUCUGUCAGGGUUCUUGGUGGCUGGUGCGAUAUACUGGGCCUUGGCAAAGGCUUUCCCCAUUCCAUGCACUAGUGACACCUGGAACGAGGUACCCUAUUGUGGGGAGGCUAUGCCUUCUGGAGACAAGGUUAUCGCGGAGGCGGAAGAGGUGGAGGAUGUAAAAAGAAAUGUGUAAGGAGCCUCGCGACAUGGUACCGGUGGAUGCUAUUUUUCGAGCUUUGGAUAUAUGAUAUAGCACUCGGAUCCGUCUUUCGUU
Aspergillus pseudotamarii is the source of this 1836-nucleotide messenger RNA. Its product is annotated as nucleobase cation symporter-1 family protein. Lineage: Eukaryota; Fungi; Ascomycota; Eurotiomycetes; Eurotiales; Aspergillaceae. Gene Ontology annotation, cellular component: plasma membrane. Bases 100 to 1755 code for a protein of 551 amino acids. Gene Ontology annotation, molecular function: nucleobase transmembrane transporter activity. The record is from RefSeq and is a predicted model, not a curated record. The transcript has 5 exons. Gene Ontology annotation, biological process: transmembrane transport; nucleobase transport.